Molecule: messenger RNA, 2750 nt
Organism: Ahaetulla prasina
Lineage: Eukaryota; Metazoa; Chordata; Lepidosauria; Squamata; Colubridae
Exons: 7
Coding region: 53-1117 (354 amino acids)
Source: RefSeq, a predicted model, not a curated record
UGGAAUUCAUGAUGGCAAAAGGCUUUGCCAAGCAUCCAAACGAGGUGCAAAUAUGAAGUUUUGUCUCCUGAAUGUAUUGGUGGAAAUAAUUCUUCUGAGGAAAGAGCAAGCCAUCUUGGUGAAAAAGCUCACUCGUGAACCUGGGGAGGAGGCCUCCUUUCCCUGUGAAGAGGUGGGCUAUCAAACGCAUCUUUUUUGGCUCCCUCUGAAUCCCAAAUGUGCCAACACCAGCACAGACAGAGUGGAAAUAAACUGGAAUCCCGCCAGGAAUGAAGUGAUUCCUCUUCGGUUCGACCAGCGCCUGGUUUACCAGCCUCCACAAUUACUAAUUCUUAAGAACCUCGUCAUGAGUGAUUCAGGGAUUUACAUCUGUCGCUUAUCCAAUGGUUCAGAAACUCACACCAACCUGGAGGUCACCACAGGCUGUCACAACAAUAUCUUGGUCUCCUCCCACUGGCUCAGCAUCUCCUAUUUGCAGCUCACAUGCCAACAUUGCAAUAACCGGAAUACGGACAGUUUCCGAUGGCUGCUGAACUCCAAGCGACUAGGCAACCACCGUUGGGCUAAGAAAAGCAACAUGGGCUCUUCGGUAUUAUUACAUCCCAUCAGGGAUAAGAUAUGGGGACGCUGGGAGUGCCAGUCUAUUUUCAAUCCUGAGUGGAGUUCUGAAAUUUGCUUGAGUUCACCCGCUGGAGAGACGGAUGAAAUUCCUGAAUAUAUCGAUUCUACCCAGCCCACCUGGUCAACAUUGUCUGAUUGGUCAAGUCCUGCUACCAUUCAGAUGACUGAAGUUACGCAGAGACACCAUGCUGUGGAUAGAAUUGCUACCUGGAUUUGGAUGCUGCUGUUAGCUGGUCUGGCUCUGAUCACAGCUGCCCUGGGUGUGACCUUGUAUUUUUGGAGAAAAGAUUUUUCAGGCAGGGCGACUGGUGAAAGAAUGGAGCAUCCAGAUUUUGCUUCCGCGAGAAAUCCCAUCAGAAAGGGAAAAAUAAGCAAGCAGGAGAGUUUGGAUGAGAGAUCUGCUUCCCUCUAUUAUGCUCAGCUGCAACAUCUCCAAGGAAAAUCUCCCCCCGUUCAGACUCCAGACAAUGCCACAGUAUAUGCUGUGAUUGUUUGAUACCAGCUUUCAUCCCUUCCUACGUGCACUUGAAGACUGCAUCUUUUACCUGUUUCACCUGUUAAGCUUCACCUGGGUUCUGCUUCUAACAGCAUGGUAUGGAGCCCAUCAGGCACAGGACCAAGCAAGUCUUCCCAGUUCCAAGUAUCGAACAAGAGUUUUCCUUGUCUACAUGUUUCCUUUCAGAAGGGUGGGACAAGAUCUAGUUGAGCCGUGGUGGCGCAGUGGUUAGAGUACAGUACUGCAGGCUACUUCUGCUGCCUGCCAGCUGCCUGCAAUUCAGCAAUUCUGUCGUGUCCCGCUCCCCUUCCGAUGACCGGGUCUGGGAAGUCCAUAUCAAGCGUGGCCAUGAAGCCUCUGCAGCUUUGCCAAAUUCCUUUCAGAUUUCUCAGGGCAGGCAGGAAUCCAAGUUGUGACUUCAGCAAACUAGAUGAGUCUUUGCUUGACUCAAGGAAUGCCAAAAGCAGGUCCUUUAUAUAGGCUGUGGGGUGUGGCUCCAUGACUCAGCAUUUAUCCAGGCCUGCCCCUCCCUUCCUUCUGCUGACGUCGCCUCUCGGAUCUCCGGAAGUGAGGAUCCUCCCACUUUGAAUUGUUUUCUGCUGUUUGAGAAAGGGAGGGGUCAGAAGGAGUAGGCCCGAGUAAUUCCAAUCCGUGGCUGACUUCCUCUGAUGGCUGAGCCAAAGGAACACAUGCCGUAUGAGUGAGGUUUGUUUGUUCAUUCCUGACAUCCUGUCCGGGCAUGGGGCCAGGGCCGGGGGCUGGAGGCAUGACAGGCCAUUCAUCUUCAUUAUCAGACUCAGAGUCUGAUAGUAGACCCGGGACGAGAUGGGAGGGGCCGGCUGAGGAUAGGAGGGAGGACGAGGCACAACAAGUUCUCACCAGGCUCAGCCUUCCAUCUUUCCGAGGUGGGUAAAAUGAGGAGUCAGAUAGUUGGGGGCAAAUAUGCUGACUCUGUAAACCUCUUAGAGAGGGCUGUAAAAGCAUGGUGAAGCGGUAUAUAAGUCUAAGUGCUAUUGCUAUUGCUACUUUCCUACAGCCACAGAGACUGAAAUGUACCUGGGGCCCUUGUAUUUUUAUCACCUUGUAAAUUUAAUGUACAUUUAUGAUUGCGGCAGAAAACCAGAAAUCAUUUCUAAUGUAGUGGUAUAAACAUAAUAAAUAUUCAGUACCAGCCAUGGAUUCCUGGCAAUUGAGGUCUUUCUUUCCUUCCUGUAUACAUUGUUGAUUUACAAAAUACACCAGAAACACAAAGGAAAGUUUUUAUCCUAACAGCAAAGUCAAGGUCUGAUUUUUUUCAAAUGGAACGUGCAAUGCUCAAUGUUAUUCCCUAGAAGUUAAGUUGCCCAGAACAAAAGGACUCUUGAGAGAACUGGCACAGAGUGACUAGCUGCGUGACAGGCCCAGUAACAUUUAUUUAGACAUAAAGCAAAAACUGUGCAAAACAAAAAUAUCAUAAAUGGGACCAAAAAAAAAAGAGUUUGUAUUUUACAUUCCUACAGGUGAUCCUCCUUGCCGCCACUGUUGUCCGCUGUUGAGUGUCUGCUUUCUCUAAUCCCAAUGAGGUUUACUGGUAUAAUGUCAUCUUGCUUGUACAGGUAGUCCUCGACUUACAACACUUCAUUUAGUGGCCGUU